Molecule: messenger RNA, 433 nt
Organism: Mytilus californianus (California mussel)
Lineage: Eukaryota; Metazoa; Mollusca; Bivalvia; Mytilida; Mytilidae
Product: cadmium-metallothionein-like
Exons: 3
Coding region: 3-365 (120 amino acids)
Source: RefSeq, a predicted model, not a curated record
GGAUGAAGGUUACGGCUUGUUUAGUCGUCUGUUUGUGUUUAGUGUUCAUUGGAGUGAACAUGGCAAAUGACGAAAUGAUGGAGGAUAAUAAACUGACCCACAACCUUGUUAAAAGAAGUCAACCAGCAUGUGGGAGUAAUGGAAAUAACUGCCGGUAUCGUAAAUGUUGUAAUAAUUUCAACUGUGUUAAAGGGAGAUGCAGGCCUAAAGGUUGUAAAAGAUCAUGCAGAAACAGCCGUGAAUGCUGUAAUAAUUGGGGCUGUAUUUACGGAUCCUGCAGACAAUGUCGAAGGAGGACAUGUAAAGGAAACAACGACUGCUGUAAUGGUUAUAAAUGCUCUUAUAAGAGAUGCCAAAAGAAAUAAUUGCGUUAGAAAUACAUCUUUUAGCAAGCGUUAAGUGACCAACUCAAAUACUUUCGCUUUUAAUGUCA